GCGCCCAUCGUGGGGAUGGCGGAGCCGGGCGGGGCGUCGUCGGGGGCGGGCGGAGCCAGCGGGAGCUCCGCGGGGUCCGGAGUGACCGACCCUGCCUCGCUGCCCCCUGGCGACGCGCAGCUCAUUGGGCUGAUCGUGGGGCAGCUCAAGAGCCGCGGCCUUUUCGACGCCUUCCGCAGGGACUGCCUGGCCGACGUCGACACUAAGCCAGCCUACCAGAAUUUGAGACAGAAAGUGGACAACUUUGUGUCUACCCACCUGGAUAAGCAGGAAUGGAACCCGGCAAUGAACAAAAACCAGCUGCGCAAUGGCCUCAGGCAGAGUGUGAUUCAGUCGGGGAUGCUGGAAGCCGGAGUGGACAGAAUUAUUUCUCAGGUGGUGGAUCCAAAACUCAACCACAUCUUCAGGCCGCAGAUAGAGAAGGCGAUUCAUGAUUUCCUGGCUGCGCAGAAGAAAGAGGAAUCGGUGCCAGCUCCUCCCCCUGAGCCUGAGAGUCAGGAUCCACCAGCUCCAUCACAAGAUGCCUCGUAAGGUCUGAGCAUUCCUGGCUUUAAAGUGGCUGCAGUUGCAAAACCCAGGCUGAACCUGAUUGGCAGUGGGCUGCAGGCGUGCAGUUUGUCAGCUAAUAUCGGUCACGAUGGAGGGCGAGUUGGCAAGUCACGAGGGGUUUCUGCGUGGUGUGGAGGGAUAGGGCUAAAUGUGCAAAAUGUGCAGAAGUAGCACCUGUUCUUGCUCAUUGCGACUUUGGGGGUCGGUUGCCUCGUUUGAGCGACCACUAGGGGGAAAAGGGGUUUCUGGGAUGAUAUUAGUGAAAUUGGUGGUGUUUGGGAUGUAGCAAUAGGAAAAAGGGCAUUUGGGGCAUGCUUGGUUUCCUGGCUGGCCACUGUCUCCAUUGGGAAGCCUUCUAGAGGGGGUCUGGACAAGGGAGCCUUCAGCGUACAAGCAUGAAGCUGAUAAUUUACCAGCAAAGGAUCACUGUGCACCAGAUGCUUACUCGAAUUCAGUAAUAACUCACGCACAGUGCCCGAGUCCGACACAAUGGCAAGAACUCUUCAUUGUUGGCUCUCCAGGAGUAUUCAGAGACUGGCCUCUGUCAGAGUUCUGGAAAUGGCAUCUGAUAUACCUCACAGCUCGGCUCCCUUCCAGGCUGGUCGAGGAAGCGGGUGCGGAGCAAGAGGCUUCUUCUGUGGGCCUUGCAAUCGAAAGAAGUUCUCUUGUCUGUGAGAUUCUUCAGGUGCCUGUUAAGAAGCCGCUUAGAGAGUCUCACAAGCUCUCAAGUCGGCAUUUGUGCUCAAGGAUUUGGCUAUCCAGACUUUUUAAAAUAAUAAAGUAUUAGAAAUGCC
This is a messenger RNA of Elgaria multicarinata webbii, 1343 nucleotides long. RefSeq names its product biorientation of chromosomes in cell division 1 (gene BOD1). The coding region runs from base 16 to 531 and encodes 171 amino acids. The transcript has 4 exons. The record is from RefSeq and is a predicted model, not a curated record. Lineage: Eukaryota; Metazoa; Chordata; Lepidosauria; Squamata; Anguidae. Gene Ontology annotation, cellular component: Set1C/COMPASS complex. Gene Ontology annotation, biological process: replication fork processing.